GCUUAGUCCAGAGUCUAGCUCCAUCCAUCAGCAUCGACAUCUCCGGGGCCAACAAACACAAGCAAGCGCAAGCUCCUCCUUCUCCUUCUGCUUCUGCUUCUCCUCUUUCUUCAGGGUAAUCGGCCGGAGUCAGACACGAAGCCGGCGGCCAAGGCACGACGACUCAAAAGGAGGAGGAUCAGCUCAUCAUCAUCACACACAGGUCGAUCGACCAUGUGUAACAACAGCGGCGGGGCGAUGGCGGCGAGGAAGGGGCCGUGGACGGAGAAGGAGGACGCACAACUGGUAUGGUUCGUGCGCUUGCUCGGGGAACGGCGUUGGGAUUUCUUAGCUCAGGUCUCAGGUUUGCGCGGUGGCGGGUGAUCGAUCCAACCUGACCUCUACGGCCAGUCGCCAUUAAUCAUCUUCUCUUCCUCUCCCCCUGCCCCUCCGGCGCGUUCUCGGCUGUGCUUCGUGCGUGCAGGUCUCCGGCGCACCGGCAAGAGCUGCCGCCUCCGCUGGGUCAACUACCUGCACCCGGGCCUCAAGCGCGGGCGCAUCACCGCCGACGAGGAGCGCCUCAUCCUCACCCUCCACGCCGAGUGGGGGUCCCGCUGGUCCAGGAUCGCGCGGAAGCUCCCCGGCCGCACCGACAACGAGAUCAAGAACUACUGGAGGACGCACAUGAGGAAGAAGGCCCAGGAGGAGAAGAUGAUGGCCAAGAACAAGGCCUCCUCCGACUCCACCGCCGCCAACUCGCUGACGACGACGACGACCUGCUCGGCAUCCACCCCCACGGCCACCUCCUCGACCACCGACGCGCCGCAGACUAGCAUGGGCGACGAGGCCGAGGAGGAGGCCUCCACGUCGGCGACCGAGGAGAAGAAGGCGGAGGUGGUGCAGUACUGCUACGCUGUGGACAUGGAUCAGCUCUGGAACGACAUCGCCGCGUCGGAGAGGUACCCGGACAUGAUGAUGAGCUGGGGCGCGGCCGGUCACGCCGCCGUCGCCGCCCCUGCUCUGGAGCCCUCGUCGCCGGUGUGGGACUUGUGCGAGCAGGAUUACUACUCCCUCUGGCGGAUCGACGACCAAGAGUACUACAACAAGAUCGAUCAACACGCUCUGAAUUGAGAGGCUUUCGUUACGUUUCGCUUGCUUUUCUUGUUCUUAAUUCCUAGCUAUAGCUAGAGCUUCAUUGCACUACUUGUAUUACCAUAUAUACAUGCAUGUAAUUAUAUGUAAAAGUUGAGUUGUGAGAUUAUAUAUAUUCGUGACAGCUGUUUGUGCAUA
This is a messenger RNA of Hordeum vulgare subsp. vulgare (domesticated barley), 1269 nucleotides long. RefSeq lists its product as uncharacterized. The record is from RefSeq and is a predicted model, not a curated record. Lineage: Eukaryota; Viridiplantae; Streptophyta; Magnoliopsida; Poales; Poaceae. The transcript has a single exon. Bases 664 to 1110 code for a protein of 148 amino acids.